Messenger RNA from Knipowitschia caucasica, 1041 nucleotides. NCBI's taxonomy places the organism in Eukaryota, Metazoa, Chordata, Actinopteri, Gobiiformes, Gobiidae. The record is from the annotation of a GenBank genome assembly.
AUGAAGACGAGGAGCCGUGUCGAGCAGCAACCUGUGGGAAGAUCCAGCACUUAUGGACACUUCUGCACAGGGGGUAUGGACACUUCUACACAGGGGGUAUGGACCCUUCUACACAGGGGGUAUGGACACUUCUGCACAGGGGGUAUGGACACUUCUACACAGGGGGUAUGGACACUUCUACACAGGGGGUAUGGACACUUCUACACAGGGGGUAUGGACACUUCUACACAGGGGGUAUGGACCCUUCUACACAGGGGGUAUGGACCCUUCUACACAGGGGGUAUGGACCCUUCUACACAGGGGGUAUGGACCCUUCUACACAGGGGGUAUGGACACUUCUACACAGGGGGUAUGGACACUUCUACACAGGGGGUAUGGAUCCUUCUACACACAGGGGGUAGGGACACUUCUACACAGGGGGUAUGGACCCUUCUACACAGGGGGUAUGGACACUUCUACACAGGGGGUAUGGACACUUCUACACAGGGGGUAUGGACACUUCUACACAGGGGGUAUGGACCCUUCUACACAGGGGGUAUGGACACUUCUACACAGGGGGUAUGGACACUUCUGCACAGGGGGUAUGGACACUUCUACACAGGGGGUAUGGACACUUCUACACAGGGGGUAGGGACACUUCUACACAGGGGGUAUGGACACUUCUACACAGGGGGUAUGGACCCUUCUACACAGGGGGUAUGGACACUUCUACACAGGGGGUAUGGACACUUCUACACAGGGGGUAUGGACCCUUCUACACAGGGGGUAUGGACACUUCUACACAGGGGGUAUGGAUCCUUCUACACAGGGGGUAGGGACACUUCUACACAGGGGGUAUGGACCCUUCUACACAGGGGUAUGGACACUUCUACACAGGGGGUAUGGACACUUCUACACAGGGGGUAUGGACACUUCUACACAGGGGGUAUGGACCCUUCUACACAGGGGGUAUGGACACUUCUACACAGGGGUAUGGACACUUCUGCACAGGGGUAUGGACACUUCUACACAGGGGGUAUGGACACUUCUACACAGGGGUAG